AUGAGUAAUCUUAAGAACUGUUCUAUAUCUCUACCUAUGAAGAAUUAGUAGCCAAUAGAAUAAUCGAUAAAGCUAUUUUAGGUAAGCGAUUCCAGCAAGUUAAAGUAAUAAUAAUUAAAGUAGAAGAUAGAUAAUAACAUCUAAAAAAAACCUACACCUCAAAUAUUUUAAGACACUUCUAACCUACCUUAGGCGCAAUUAAUAUACUUAAACAAUCAAGGGCUUACUCCAGGAUCUCAGUAGUCUUCCACGACUUUUGGCGCUAAAUGGAGUCCUGUAAAAGCAACCAAAGUCUAAGCUGACGAAGAUUGUAUUUUAACAUAGCGAAAUUAAAAUUUAGCUAAUGCUCAAGAGAACAUAAAAAACUAUCAAAUUGCGUAAACAAAAAGCUCUAAAGAGAACACAAUUUAAUCAGUAUUUACAUAAAAUACUCUAUAGGCAUCAUAGCAAAAAAUUUACCAUCAUCAUAAGAAUUUUUAAAGCUGUGGAGGAAUUAAUUUAGGUUAAUUUAACCAAUAAAUGCAUCCUCAGUUUAUUGAUUAAGACAAUUUAAUAUCUCCAAACUAAAGUGUUAAGAAUUCAAGAAUGUUAAACAGUACACAUUCAACAAAUAAUUUCAUUUUAAACAGAAAAGAUUCUGGGAAUUUGAUUAAUAACUAAAAUGUGUAAUUAAAUGACACUCUCGCUCAGGUUAGUAAUGGUAGUUCAUAACAAAACUUAAAUAUUAAUAAUGUUAGUAAUAUAGGAGUUUAUAACCCAUUGAGCAAUAUGAGUUCUCCAUUAAACUAAAGCGUUAAUGUAUUUUUGUAAUCAACCAGAAAUAAUAAGUAAAUUGAGGAAGCUGCCUACAAACAGCAGCAGUUGCCAAUAAAAGAUUAACAGAAAUAAAUAUCUAGCACAUUUAACUAAUUUCCAUAAUCACACAGAGUUUCAUAAGUUCAGUCAAAAAGCAUAAGCAGCAUCUAGCAAAUAGGAAUUAAUUUAGAGUAAUUAAUUAGCCCUUAAAGCAAUUUAUAAGAUAAAACUCGUUCAUUUACACCUAACUAAAGAGCUGCUAAUGGGAUAGAAAGUAAGAUCAAAAAGAAUUAAAACUGCUUUUUAAAUAACUAGCAGAUCAGCAAUAGCAUAAGAACUUAGAAAUAAAAUUAUAUUCAAUACUCAAACUAUCCUAUGAAUUUGAUUGAAGAAGAGAAUUUAGAAUAAAUCGAUAAAUUAAUAAUAAAAAAUAACACUGGUCCUAAUGCAUAAAAAGUAUAAGACAAGAAAAUAUUCAGUGAAGAUACCUACAAAAAUGAAGUUAAAUAAGUGUCAUUAAAGCAAUUAAGCUUAAAUAAUUUAUAAGGAGGACAACAUGCUUAAGGCGUAAAUUUAAGCAACCAUCUUUAAAAUAAUUAAUAGAGCAAAGUGAAUCUCUCAAAUAAUAACAUAGCAGUUCAAACACCUUAAAAUUCUAACUCUAAUUAGUAUAGUCAAAACGCUUUAAUUUAAUAGCUGCUUGCACCAUUUUAACCUAAUAAACAAAUCAAUUAGUAACCACAAUAAUAAUAAUAACAAUAACAACAAUAAUAGAAAUACUAACAAUUUACCUAAUAAAAUCAAUUAAUAUAGCCUAAAAACUAGUAAUAAUAAUUAUAAUUUUAGUAAAGUAAUUUGUAUUAAACAUUACAAAAUGUGUAGUAGUAAUAAUAACAAUAUGCUUCUACUAACGUUGUUAAUAAUAUAAGCAAUAAUAACAACAAUAGUUAAAAUAACACCACAAAUAAAUUUGUGUUUGAUUAAUACUGCAUAAAUUAAAAAAAAGUAUCAACCCAUGAUAAUGGAACACAUCAAAAUGCAACACUUCAAUAAUCAUGUUAAAAUUUAAUAAUAAAUAAUAGUAAUAAUUUUAAUUCAAAUAAAAUAUUUAAUUAGAGUUCUUAAAAUUUCAUGAUGGCAAGCGCUCAAAAUAGUGUAAAAAGCUAAGUUCCUAACUUAAAUUUAAACUUUGAUCAAUCAGUUUAAAAAAUUCAAAGCAAUACGGGAAGUACUUCUAACAGAAGUUCCACUCCUUCUCUUUUGCAUGCGAUUAUAUCUCCUCAAUGCAGGUAAUAAAUGACGUGCAUGAAUCCUUUAACUGAUAAAUCUAGCGUAAUUACACCAUCAAACAAAUUUAUUCCUACAAAUUUACAAUUUCAGGAUGGAUAAAAUAUUGGAAUAACAACUUUGCUUAAUAAUCAAAUGAAUUUAAAUAACAAAUAAAUGCUCAAUAACACAAACAUACAAAAUAGUAAAAGCAAUAACUCUAAUAUCACCACAAUUAUUAGCGCUAAUAAUAACAAUAAUAAUGUUAAGUAAAAAAUACAAAACAAUAACACCAACAAUAUUUCAAAUUAGAAGAACUAUAACAAUACCAACUUAACUUAAUCAAAUACUCUUCUUUAGUAAACAAAAGAUGAACAAAGCUUGAUCAAUAUUUUAGGAUGCAGUUAAAAUUGUGAGUAUGAGUAUACCCCCAGAAACUAAAAUACUCAAGCUUAACAUAGCGCUGCCUCUUAUGGUACAAACUAAAAGUAAUAAAUUCCCCAUCAUUAAUCGAGUAAGUCUCUCUCAGGAGUAGGAAACAAGAGCAACUUUAACAAGAACUCUGAAACUCCUUAAAAUUAAUAGAACAAUAGCUAUUUUAACAUAAUUUAAGAUAUUAUGAAGAGUGUUGAAAAAAAUAACCAAGAUAAUUGUCUCUAAAAGACUCCAAAAGUAGAAAUCUCUUUAAAGUCAAAUACUCCUUCUACACCAUAAGUUAAUUACUUAAAUGCAAGUCCAUAAUUGAUUUCAAAAUAACCACAAAAAGAAAAAUAGAGUAGCUCUAACAUUUAAUUAUCGAGUUAAUAAGAUUCAACUAAAAACUAAAUUGAAGUAUUUUAGGUGACUGAUUUUAAGUAAUCAACAAGUUCAGCCGAUGUAGCUAUUUUUAAACCUAACAAAAAAGAAAAACUUUGCACCGAAACAAUUGACACUAAUAUAUUUUUCCCUGUUGAUACUUAUAAAAACAUAAAAACUGAGGUAUCCUAAUCAAAUAAUGGUCAAAUAUUGUUGCUUUCACAAAACUAAUAACUAAAUACAGAAUAAAGUGACAGUUUUUACUAUUACCAAAGCAAAAGAAAAUAUAAUGUAAAAGACUUUGAAUUCAUCAAGCUAUUAGGAUAAGGUGUAUUUGGCUAAGUUCAUAUGGUUAGGUAAAUAAACAAUAAAUUCAUUUAAAAUUUUAAAAAUAUUUUUAAUAAUAAGAAAAUUAAAAAUUUAUUUUUUAAUUAAAGAGAUAAGAAGACGAAGGGUAUUUUUGCUUUAAAGCUAAUUGACAAGUAAAUGAUAAAGGAGAAAGAAAUGGAAACUUAGCUGUAGAGAGAAUUAAACAUCCACAGCUAAUACAGCAAUCAUGAGAAUGUUUUAGAAUGCUUAGGAUACUUUGAAGAUGAAAAGUAUUACUAUCUACUUUUAGAGUAUGCCUCAGAUGGAACCUGCGCCUCUUUGAUUGAAAAUCUUCCUUUGAGGAGACUUACUGAAUAGCAAUCUUGUAACAUUGUUAAACAAAUUCUUGAGUCAGUCAACUAUCUCCAUAAAAACAAAAUUAUUCACAGAGAUUUAAAACUUGAAAACGUUUUGAUUUCUAACGGGAAAGUAAAAUUAUGCGAUUUCGGUUGUGCAACAUUUUGUGAUAAUCCUCCUUAUUAAAGGAGAAGAUCAUUUUGUGGAACAUUAGAUUACGUAUCUCCAGAAAUGAUUUAAGACUAAAUUUAUGAUAAAGAGAUAGACAUAUGGGCUAUAGGAGUUAUUACUUUUGAGCUUUGUUCAGGUUUUGCUCCUUUCACAUAAUUUAAUGAUCAGUAAACUUACUCAGCUAUUUAAAAUGUUAAACAUGCUUGGCCCAAGUGUUUUUCAGAAGAAUUAAAAGACUUUAUUUAAAAGAUAUUUGUUGUUGAUCCAACUUAAAGAGCAACAGCAAGUUAAUUACUUUAUCAUGAUUGGAUUCUUAAACAUGAGAAUUUCAAUUUAAAAAGUGCUUGA
Molecule: messenger RNA, 4041 nt
Organism: Tetrahymena thermophila SB210
Lineage: Eukaryota; Ciliophora; Oligohymenophorea; Hymenostomatida; Tetrahymenidae
Product: protein kinase
Exons: 3
Biological process (GO): mitotic spindle organization; regulation of cytokinesis; protein phosphorylation
Cellular component (GO): spindle pole centrosome; spindle midzone; chromosome passenger complex
Molecular function (GO): protein kinase activity; ATP binding
Source: RefSeq, a predicted model, not a curated record